This is a messenger RNA of Clupea harengus (Atlantic herring), 3099 nucleotides long. RefSeq names its product potassium inwardly rectifying channel subfamily J member 12b (gene kcnj12b). The record is from RefSeq and is a predicted model, not a curated record. Gene Ontology annotation, biological process: regulation of monoatomic ion transmembrane transport; potassium ion import across plasma membrane. Lineage: Eukaryota; Metazoa; Chordata; Actinopteri; Clupeiformes; Clupeidae. Gene Ontology annotation, molecular function: inward rectifier potassium channel activity. Gene Ontology annotation, cellular component: plasma membrane.
AGGGCAUGUGUGAGAGAGAGAGAGAGAGAGGAAGAGGGUGAAGAGAGAGAGAGAGAAGAGAGAGUAUGAUUAGGAGCGAGUGUCAGAGAGACCCUCGGCAGCAGUGGCGUAGCGUCAUCGAGAACUGGAGCAGUGUCUGUUAGAACACGGCUGAAGCUCAGGCACAUCUCAGGGGUUCCAGAGCAGCGACACAGUGUUCCGACACUCCCAAGGUUCCUUCAGAGAACCGACAGGGACGUUUCUGGACUACCAAAGAUCCUCUACUUCCUCUUCUCUUCUUCUCUGAUCUGUACCCUCUGUCUUCAGAGAAAGACUGAGGAGUCGUCAAUGCUGUUUUGUGUGAGUGUGUGAGUGUGUGUGUGUGUGUGUGUGUCAGCAGACAUGGUAGAGUUUGUCUGCUUCUGUCUCCGUCAACGGGAGAGGUGUUACCCCUAGGAGAGCUCAAAUGGAUCCCCGGAGAGCAAAGCUACAGUUCGGCUGAGGACCAAGCAAGGAGCUACCAGACACUCACACAGAUACAUUCUCUUACCUGAAGAAACACACACACACAGAGACACACACAGACACACUCAUGCGUCCCUCUACUCUGGGUAGAGAGCAGACCCAGUGUUCUGCACUGUAAUUGGUCACAACAGACCACUGUGCUCCACUCUGUCCUGUAAUUGGUCCUGGCCAGAGUGGCACACUCUCUGAGUCCCGCCUCCCCGGCAUGAGCGUGGGCCGGCCGCACCGUUACAGCAUUGUUGCGUCGGACGAGGAGGUCCCGCGACCAGGCAAAAUGCCCGCCCUGGGCAAUGGCUUCGGCAACGGCAAGAUUCAGACGCGACGCAAGCAGCGGAGCCGCUUCGUGAAGAAGACGGGCCAGUGCAACGUGCACUUCUCACACGUGGAGGAGCAGUCGCAGCGCUACCUGGCCGACAUCUUCACCACCUGCGUGGACGUGCGCUGGCGCUGGAUGUUCGCCAUCUUCUCGCUGGUCUUCGUCCUGUCCUGGCUGGCGUUCGGCCUGGCCUUCUGGGUCAUCGCGCUGCUCCACGGCGACAUGAACAAGCCACUGGCGGCGGGAGACGGGGACGGCGAUGGCGCUGAUGUCGGGCCGAGUCUGACGCCGUGCGUCAUGCAGGUGAACAGCUUCGUGGCGGCGUUCCUCUUCUCCGUCGAGACGCAGACGACCAUCGGCUACGGCUUCCGCUGUGUGACAGAGGAGUGCCCGCUGGCCGUCUUCAUGGUGGUGCUCCAGUCAAUCGUGGGCUGCAUCAUCGACUCCUUCAUGAUCGGUGCCAUCAUGGCCAAGAUGGCACGGCCCAAGAAGCGCGCCGAGACGCUGCUCUUCUCGCACAACGCCGUCAUCGCCUUGCGUGACGGCAAGCUGUGCCUGAUGUUCCGCGUGGGCAACCUGCGCAAGAGCCACAUCGUGGAGGCGCACGUGCGCGCCCAGCUCGUCAAGCCACGCUUCACGGAGGAGGGCGAGUACAUCCCGCUGGAGCAGAUCGACAUCGACGUGGGCUAUGACCAGGGCUAUGACCGCAUCUUCCUCGUCACGCCCGUCACCAUCCUCCACGAGAUCAACGAGGAGAGCCCUCUCUUCGGCAUCAGCAAGCAGGACCUGGAGACGGCCGACUUUGAGAUCGUGGUGAUCCUUGAGGGCAUCGUGGAGGCCACGUCCAUGACGGCGCAAGCCCGCAGCUCGUACCUGGCCAGUGAGAUCCUGUGGGGCCACCGCUUCGAGCCGGUGGUGUUCGAAGAGAAGAGCCAGUACAAGGUGGACUACACUCACUUCCACAAGACCUUCGAGGUGCCCUCCACGCCACGCUGCAGCGCCAAGGACAUAGAGGAGAACAAGCUGGCGCAGUCGGGCAGCGCCAACUCCUUCUGCUACGAGAACGAGCUGGCCUUCCUGAGCCGAGACGAAGAGGAGGAUGAGGACGAGGAGGAGCGAGCAGAGCUAGGAGCCGAGCUAGAGACUCUUUCGGCCAACUUAAACUUGGAUCAGAGGUCUUUCCACAGGGAGUCGGAAAUCUGACCUUCUCUCUAGGCCUCUAGCUGAACUCGAAUACUGAUGUCAGAACAACUCGGUACUCAAAGCUGUUAUAAUGGCUUGGUUUCUCAUGAGUUUUGUGGAGAACAAUGCAAUAGCCAUAGGCCAACAUAACUUCUGUAUAAAAAUACACCUACAGCAAAUCUACUUUAUUAGUCCCGAGAGGAACUGUGUAGGAGAAUGGAAAAAGUAGGUUGAACAGCUGACUGGACUGGUCUGAACUGAACUGGGACUGUACUGUUUUAUCAGAGACAGAUUACAACCAUCCUUGAAGAAAACUUGAAAUUUUCCUUCUGUUUCCUGCUGUAGUGUGAGCUCAGAGCUUUAAAUAAUGCAAUAAGAGACUAGGGCGCCAUUUUGUGUCAAUAAUAUCUCUAUCCUCUCAAAAGCUUGACGCCAUGCACAUCCGAAAUGGAAUAGGUCUCCUUGAUCCAUAAGUGUUUUCUUAUCCAGGCUAUGCUUGUCAUGCAGGUGGAAGCCAUUUUGGCCACAAUAACCCUCAUCCAGAAGCCCUCAAGAUAUUAAAACCAAUGAACCUAGCAGGCCGGAAAGGUUAGCUUUAAUGGCACACUGUUUUCCCCCCCGACGCAGCACCAAGAUAAUGUGUUGAUACCAAGCUAGGGUGGAAUCUAUGACUUUUUGGUCUUCAGGUCAGAAGCAUGUGAUGUAGUUGCACAAAAUAACUUGGAUUGCAUUCACACGAUCACUUUAAAUAAGCAACUCCUUUUCACUGUCCGACAUGUGUGGGACCUGCUGGAAUUGCUUAUAGAGUUCCCUGAUUCUGCAGGUUUAGUCUCUCAUUUUUUUGGGGGACAGCCAGAACUAGCUGGCCAAUUUUUCAGUGUGGCGCGCCACCGCCCCCCCCAGAGGCUUGAGAAGGUGCAUUAUCACCACUUACUGUCCAGGAACAUUAGGCUCACAAAUAGUCUCCGAGUGUCCUUUAGAAUGCUGCUUUACUUGCUGGGCAAUCCGAGGCAUGCCUGCUUCUUGCUAGUAGUGUGCUAGUGAGAGUAGGAACAGUAUGCUUUUUUUUUAUAAUAAUAAAAAAUGAUGCACUGGAA